This is a messenger RNA of Trachemys scripta elegans, 3221 nucleotides long. It is a transcript of the gene SAMD4B, whose product is annotated as sterile alpha motif domain containing 4B. Gene Ontology annotation, molecular function: mRNA binding; translation repressor activity; protein binding. The record is from RefSeq and is a predicted model, not a curated record. The transcript has 12 exons. Gene Ontology annotation, cellular component: P-body. The coding region runs from base 314 to 2374 and encodes 686 amino acids. Gene Ontology annotation, biological process: negative regulation of translation; regulation of mRNA stability; nuclear-transcribed mRNA poly(A) tail shortening. Lineage: Eukaryota; Metazoa; Chordata; Testudines; Emydidae.
UUCUUAAUCAGUCUCGUAUUUCUUUUUCCUUGCAGGGAUCUCCAAGGCAGUCUGCUUAGAGGAGAGCCCUGCAAAAGGAUCUAGACGGAGAAAGAUCUUUUGGGACAGUCCCCCCAUGUGAUCCCAGCUUCACUGGCAGCAGGAUUUGCAUUCCAGGUCGUGCCCUCCUCCACCCCCGGGCCAAACCGUAGGACUUAAAGCUGAAACCAUGUGAGGGGGUUUCCCUUGCUCCCCCCUCUCCCCUGACCCCUUUCCCUCCCCUCCCCCAGCCUUGGGCGUGUCGCUGCCGAGCUGCGUUGACGCGCCUGCCACCAUGAUGUUCCGGGAUCAGGUGGGAAUCCUGGCCGGCUGGUUCAAAGGCUGGAAUGAAUGCGAGCAGACGGUGGCUCUGCUCUCCCUCCUCAAGCGCGUCACUCGCACCCAAGCCCGCUUCCUGCAGCUGUGCCUGGAGCACUCGCUGGCCGACUGCACCGAGAUCCACAUCGUGGAGUCGGAGGCCAACAGCGCAGCUGUCAUCAGCCAAUGGCACCAGGAAUCGAAGGACAAGGUGGUCUCCCUGCUCCUGUCUCACCUGCCCCUGCUGCAGCCUGGCAACACAGAAGCCAAGUCCGAAUACAUGAAGCUAUUGCAGAAGGUCCUGGCCUACUCCAUCGAGAGCAACCUGUUCAUCGAGGAAAGCCGGCAGCUGCUGUCCUACGCCCUCAUCCACCCGGCCACCACGCUGGACGAUCGCAACUCCCUGGCCCUGUGGCUCAACCACCUCGAGGAACGCCUGUCUAGCGGCUACUCCGGCCAGGGCAGGGGCCGGCCCGACACUGCCUACCACUCGCGCCAGGGCUCGGACGAGUGGCAGGGCCCAGGGGACUCGGGCAUGGGGGAGCUGGGACACGGCUGGCAGGAGAAGCUGCCCCGCGAAAACGGACACUUGCCUUUCCACUCCUCUAGCUCGGUGCCCUCGGCCAUCAACAGCAUCGGAAGCAAUGCAAAUGCAGCUCUGCCCUGCCAAAUCCACCCCAGCCCGCUCAAGCGCUCCAUGUCCCUCAUCCCCACCAGCCCGCAGGCCCCCGGCGAGUGGAUGAGCCCCGACGAGCUUUGCGCCCGGCAGGCGUUCAUCCCGGGGGACCACGCGCCCCUGUCCCCCCAGAGCAGCGUGGCCUCCUCGGGCAGCGAACAGACGGAGGAGCAGAUGGGCAGCCGUAACACCUUCCAGGAGGAUGGCAGUGGCAUGAAAGACGUCCCCUCGUGGCUGAAGAGCCUUCGUCUGCACAAGUACGCAGCCCUCUUCUCCCAGAUGACGUAUGAAGAGAUGAUGACCCUCACGGAGCAGCAUCUGGAGUCCCAGAACGUGACCAAAGGAGCCAGACACAAAAUUGCCUUGAGCAUCCAGAAGCUACGGGAGAGGCAGAGUGUUCUCAAGUCUCUGGAGAAGGACAUCCUAGAAGGAGGGAACCUGUGGAACGCGCUCCAGGAGCUCCAGCAGAUAAUCAUCACGCCCAUCAAAGCAUACAGCUCCCUCCAGGCCAUGGCCGCGCCCAAGGAGGGGCAGCAGGCGGUGCCCGAGCGCCACGGAGCCCCCAGGCCGGGCCUGGACAAAGCCACCAACGGGGCAGAGGACAAGGAGCCUGCAGUGGACGGCUUCUCGUCCCAGACGGCCUCCCCCUGCGACGGGGAGUCGGCCACGGCACCCAUCGCGGAAGGGGACAUCCCGGGGCAGUUCACCCGGGUGAUGGGGAAAGUGUGCACGCAGCUGCUCGUCUCCCGGCCUGACGAGGAGAACAUCACCAGUUACCUCCAGCUCAUAGAGAAGUGCCUGACUCACGAGGCAUUCACGGAGACGCAGAAGAAGAGGCUGUUGUCCUGGAAGCAGCAGGUGCUGAAGUUGUUGCGAGCGUUCCCCCGGAAGGCCGUGCUCGACAUGCAAGGGUACCGCCAGCAGAAAGGGUGGGCUUUUGGUUCCAACUCUCUCCCCAUAGCUGGAUCUGUGGGGGUGGGCGUCGCGCGCAGAGGGCAGCGGCCGUUCCAGAUGCCCCCUCGAGCCAUGCCCCCGAGCCGCCUGGGGCUGCUGAGUCCGGCGGGGAUUGGAGGGGUCUUGCCCCGGCAUGCACUUACCAGCCCCAUCGGGAGCCAGGGACGACAGAAUCUGUGGUUCGCCAAUCCCGGGGGCAGCAACAGCAUGCCCGGCCAGAGCCGCAGCUCGGUCCAGCGCACCCAUUCGCUACCCGUCCACACGUCCCCGCAGGCCAUCAUCAUGUUCCCCCAGGAUUGCCAGAUCCCCGGAACAGACCUGGAGAUCAACCCCACGCUGGAGUCGCUGUGCCUGAGCAUGACGGAGCACGCGCUGGGCGAUGGCACCGACAAGACCUCCACCAUCUGACCAGCCUCGGGGAUCCGUGGUUCCUGAGACGCUUUAGGGGGUUCUCUUUAUUUUUUGGGGGGUGCUUAAAGGGGUGGUUGAAUCUUCCACCCCACACCCCUCCUCCCACCCUCCCCCAGCGUUUACCAUCAACUCCGCCACGGUGGGGGGGUUGGAAGAAGCUCUCACUACAAUCUUACCAUCUUAUACGUUCUAAUAUUUUUCUACUUUAUUAUUACUUUAACUAUGGUUUAAUACUGAGUUGCAUCCUGUAACUCCCAGGGUAACGAAGCCAGAAGCAGCAGGAUCUUGGGUCACGCAUGUGUGUGUGUGUCUCCUCCCGCCCCCCUCUUUCCCCUCUCCCCCUGGCCCAUCCUUUCUCAGCAUGGGGAAAAAGAGAGCUCCUGAGAGGGAGGAGUGGAGAAGGGGAGAUAAAGCGCAUCUCUGAUUCACUUUCCUCCCCACCCCACCCCGGGGCAGUACGGCCGCUCUUGGCCGAUGCCGGUUGCCACGAAAGGCACCGGGGGGCUAACCUGGCGAGCUGGUUUCUUCUGGGUUAGCCCCCCCACCUGCUUUUCGCACCUGAUCCCUGCGAUGGGGGGAAACACCUCCACAGAUGGGGGCCGAGAACUCUUCUGGAACUGUUAAGUGCCUGUAACUCCCCACCCCACCCCCGUGACUACUUGGGGGCGUGGCCUUUGAAGGAGGGCCACGCCCUCCCCCAUAAGAGGGUGGCUGGGGGCGUGGCCUUUGAGGGGGUCCGUGCCCUCCCCCCUAGGGCAAGUGGUGGAUUCAGGGAAAGAAGCCACGCCUCAGAGAAGGGGUGUUGGGCCGGGCUGAAGAGUGGGGGUGGGGGGUGAUGGGGAUA